GUGUGCGGAGGGUCUGUUACUACGAUAUCUUUGUACUUGGUACAGCAACCACCAAGACACUUGAUCUCGAGAUAGGAACCAAGAGAUGCUUGUUCUUUAGAAGAAGAAGAAGAAAUCUAAUUUAUCUGUGUUCCACGUGAAGUAAACUCCGUGUGAUAUUAUCCUUCAAAGUUCAGCACCACAAGACUACCACCAUCAGUCAUACUACAUGUGGACCUUGGUUCAAUUUACAUACAUUUCAUUCUGACGCCCCCUCCUCCCACUGCCAGACCGUUCAAACCAAGGACAGCCACCCCCAAUAAAUAUUGCAAAUUUAUGCUCGGGGUGUGUCGCCGACUGGCAAGCCUCGUGGUUCUUGUAGUUUUUCGCCAGCAUCGGAGAUAAACUCCCGCACCAAGGAAACAGAGGCCAGAUGCAACGAAGCGACUCCCACCAGGCCGGAGGCGGGGUCAGCGGCGAUGCUACCUCAUUACCGACCUUGAAUCCCGUGCUUAGUCGUUAUGUCGAUGCCGUUUUCAAAUCACAUACCGACAGGAACACUGGGAAGUGGCCCAAGGAUCAGAUCGCCACUUUUCUCCGGGUUGUCCAGGGCGAAGAUGGUGCUGAGCCUCAGUCGGCCUUGCUGAAGCAGUCGGACCUCGACCUCGAGGGUUUCGUCUCCUACAUGCUCUCCCCGGAAUCGAGCAUUAUCGGCCCUGCCAAAGACCAGGACCUGUCGUGGCCGCUCGCAAGCUACUUUAUAAGCUCAAGCCACAACACCUACUUGACCGGCAAUCAGCUUUACAGCCUGUCCAGUACCGAAGCAUACACCAACGUUCUACGCCGCGGUUGUCGCUGUAUUGAGGUUGAUGUCUGGGACGGAGACGCUUCCGAUGCCGAGGUCUCGAGCGUCAGCAGCGACGAUGAUGAUCCUGAUAAGUAUGCGAAACGCAAAGAGCGCGUCGGUCAAAUCAAGGACAAGAUACCCAAGUCGCUCACGUCUCGCUUCAGAGAAUCAUCCCUAGCCAAGCGCCUGGGGCAGUUUGUGGACAGCAAAACCGAGCCCAAACAGCCGCCGAUUUCAACAUCAAACUCUCAGGGUUCUGGUGGUCCUUCGCCCUCGGCUCUGACCCGCGGCGCCGAUGAAGACAGCACAAACGACCAGAACCUAUCUGCUCUACAGAAGACACAGACCCACGAAGCGCCGGUGAUUGAGCCAAAGGUCUAUCACGGCUAUACUCUCACAAAGGAAGUAUCGUUCCGUGACGUCUGCUACGCUAUCAGAGACGAUGCCUUUACGGCCUCGGACCUACCGCUCAUAGUCAGUCUUGAGGUUCACUGUGGGCCGGAGCAACAGCUGUGCAUGGUUGAUAUAAUGGAGGAGGCAUUUCAAGGAUAUCUUGUUCCCAAACCAGCAGAAGAUGCAGCAGUCUUGCCAUCCCCCGAAGCUCUCCGAAACAAGAUCUUGAUCAAGGUCAAAUACGCUCCGCCAGUCGAUGCUCCUGAGGUGGCUGGUACUUCGCCAUCAUCGGUAGAGGAUGUGCAUAGUAACGCUGUCCUGGCUGCCACGGACUCAGCAAAGUCAGCUCCAAUGUCAUCGACGUCAGAAACGCUGUCGCCUUCAACCACGAGUCCAAAUUUGGACACGCCAAAGAAGAAAAAGAAAAGCAAAAUCAUUCAGAGGCUCAGUGACAUGGGAAUUUUCACUCGUGGGGUCUCGUUCAAGAGCCUCUCCCAGCCUGAGGCCGUGAUGCCCACUCACAUUUUCUCGGUGUCCGAGAAGGCAGUGUUGGACUUGCACGAGAAGUAUGGGCAAGAGCUAUUUGACCAUAAUAGGCACUACCUGAUGCGAACUUAUCCCUCUGGCAUGCGUAUUGGCUCGUCAAACCUCGAUCCUGUCGUAUUUUGGAGAAAAGGAAUUCAGGUUGUUGCAUUAAACUGGCAGAACUGGGACGAGGGCAUGAUGCUCAAUGAAGGGAUGUUUGCAGGUACCAGGGGCUACUUGCUCAAGCCAGAAGGUUAUCGAGGCAAUAAGUCAGCUGCAACGCCAACCUCAACUUCGGGGCAAACGCAGGCCACGGCGGUUAGACAUCGAACCCUCGAUCUUGCCGUCGAGGUAUUUGCCGCACAGAAUAUUCCCCUCCCGCCGGGGGAUGAGAAGGUGAAGUCCUUUAGGCCAUAUAUCAAGUGUGAAAUUCACGUGGAGGAGCCCGGUGAACGACAUGGGGGCGCUGAUGCCGUUCCACACAAUGGUCGAGAGAAGGAAGGCGAGUUCAAGGCUCGUACUAAGACGAUCAAGGGAACUGUUGACCCGGACUACGGUGGUGAAAUUCUAAGGUUCUCCGCUAUUGACGGUGUAGUCGAGGAACUCUCUUUUUUGAGGUUCACUGUUCGUGACGAUGAGCUAGGUAGAGAUGAUCUAGCAGCUUGGGCAUGCGUCAGGCUCGACAGGCUCAGGGCUGGGUAUAGGAUCAUCCGCCUGCUCGAUGGUAAGGGAAUGGAGAGUGACGGGCUGGUUCUGGUCAAGAUUUCCAAGAGUAUCUAUGACUGCUAAAUGCUUCAGACUUUGUAUUGGCGACCAGUCGCGAUGGGGGUUUCAUUCCAUUGCCGAUAGUGAAUACCUUGAUUCGCUGCUUUGAUGUUUCUAACUGGCUGCUGUCCUCAGCCUAUAACCCUAUCAUCUGUCAAUUGGGAAGGAGCAGCAACAAUUCUAUGCGGCGCGGUGCGCACAAAUCCACCGCGCGACGAAUUGCGACAGAUUGACCUCUCUAUAGAGAUUGGGUGCGUCGGAUACAGCUUUCUUUCAUACAGUUUGCUAUUGGCCUCGUCAGACAUAAACUCUUUCACGCUCGAUAAAUCCAGCCUGUGAAAAUGUGAAAAUAUCACAGUAUGAUCAU
Molecule: messenger RNA, 2876 nt
Organism: Pyricularia oryzae 70-15
Lineage: Eukaryota; Fungi; Ascomycota; Sordariomycetes; Magnaporthales; Pyriculariaceae
Product: 1-phosphatidylinositol-4,5-bisphosphate phosphodiesterase delta 1
Exons: 3
Coding region: 413-2533 (706 amino acids)
Biological process (GO): lipid metabolic process; phosphatidylinositol-mediated signaling
Molecular function (GO): phosphatidylinositol-4,5-bisphosphate phospholipase C activity
Source: RefSeq, a predicted model, not a curated record